Hansenula anomala is the source of this 628-nucleotide messenger RNA. It is a transcript of the gene ATP7, whose product is annotated as F1F0 ATP synthase subunit d. Gene Ontology annotation, molecular function: proton transmembrane transporter activity. The transcript is spliced from 2 exons. The coding region runs from base 1 to 528 and encodes 175 amino acids. The record is from RefSeq and is a predicted model, not a curated record. Gene Ontology annotation, biological process: proton motive force-driven ATP synthesis. NCBI's taxonomy places the organism in Eukaryota, Fungi, Ascomycota, Saccharomycetes, Phaffomycetales, Wickerhamomycetaceae.
AUGUCUGCUUUACGUGCUUCUGCUGCUGCUAAAUUAGACUGGACCAAAGUCAUUUCCAAACUUGGUUUAACCGGUAACACUGCUGCUUCUUUAUCAGCUUUCAAAAAGAGAAAUGAUGAAGCUCGUCGUUCAAUUGUUGAAUUAAAAGCUCAACCAACUGAUGUUGACUUCUCUCACUACAGAUCGGUUUUAAACAACCAAGCUGUUGUUGAUGAAAUUGAAAAACACGUCAAAGCUUACAAACCUGUCACUUAUGACGUUGCUAAACAAUUGAAAUCAAUUGAAGCUUUCGAAGCUAAAGCCGUUGAAAACGCUACUGCCACUGAAGAUGUCGUUGCUAAAGAAUUGGCCGACUUACAAAAAACUUUAGCUAACAUUGAUGCUGCUAGACCAUUCGAUCAAUUAACCGUUGAUGAUGUUGUUAAAGUUAGACCAGAUAUCGAUGAUAAGGUUGAAUUGAUGGUUUCUAAAGGUAAAUGGGCUGUUCCAGGUUACAAAGAAAAAUUCGGUGAUCUUAAUGUUAUGUAGAUUGAUGGUUAAAUCAAUCAUUCAUAAACUGAAAGAAAAUUGCAUAAUUACAAUAAAUUCCAAGAUAACAAACUGUGAUUUAUUUCUAUACACCUAAAAU